This is a messenger RNA of Cuscuta campestris, 6121 nucleotides long. The record is from the annotation of a GenBank genome assembly. Lineage: Eukaryota; Viridiplantae; Streptophyta; Magnoliopsida; Solanales; Convolvulaceae.
CAUCCUAAUAAGAUUAAUCCUCUCCCUACUUCUCUUCUACAAACCCUAAAUCCUUCCCCUACGGCCGAUCGGAAGUAUCGUCCUUCUUCUCUUCUGCCUAGUUUCUUCACCGCCGCACGAGCUAGAUACCUUUGUGUAUCAACUGGUGCUUUCAUCCACGUACUCAUGGCUGAUUCUGGAAUUCCCUCUGAUACUGUUACUCUCGCCGACAUCAUGGGUGCUAUCGCCGAGUUGCGGACUGAUCUCCAAACCACCAAGACCAGGGUGGCAGAACUGGCAGUGGCAAACCGGCCGGGUACAGAACACCAGCGACGUCCUCCGGCGCAGUUUACCCCUGGGUGGCGGCCUCCUCCUUCACGCACGACACCACCCACACUUGAACCCGCCCCACGGAUGCGGGUGGAUGCCCCUCGUUUUUCCGGUGAGGACCCGACGGGCUGGAUUUUUAAGACAUCUUCCGUUAUGGACUAUCAAUCGGCUUUCGAGACAAUUCUCAACAAGGUUUCGGGCGUACCAGAGGCGACUCUGAUUGCCAUGUUCAUUGCGGGUCUCAAACAACCGGCCGCGGCAUCCUAUUCGGCUAACCGGAAACCAUGGCAGUCACGGCAGACUCCUCCCUCUGGCACAGGUAUCCUGCCGACCCCCAACCCUGCACCACGGCCACCCCAACUCACAGGCCGUUCGGGGGACAAGUCCUCUCUGCCCGUUGUCCAUUUGUCUCCUGCCGAAAAAACGGAACGUAAUAAAAAAGGGCUUUGUUGGUAUUGUGAUGAAAAAUGGGUGCCGGGGCAUAAUUGUAAACACCGUUUUUUGGUUCUCAUGGGUCCUGAUGAUGACGACGAGGUUAGCGGCGAUAUUUCCACAUCCGGCCAGCCCGAGGACACCAUCACCGGGGAUGUUUCGAGUAUACUAUCUUUGGCAGGCAGCCCCCGCUCGUUGAAGAUGGCCGGUUCCAUCAAUGGUAUGGCAGUUCAGGUUCUAUUGGAUGGGGGCAGUACCCACAAUUUUUUACAUCCCGCGGUGGCCGAACGUUUGGCGUUGGUUCUACACCCUACCCCGGCUUUUCGCGUCUAUGUAGGUAACGGUGAUUCGUUACGUUGCGCCUACUCCUGUCCGCAGACCCCUUUAUCAUUGCAAGGCCACGUUUUUGAGGUGGAUCUUUAUGUGCUUUCUAUUCACGGGCCCGACGUCGUACUUGGCGUUCAGUGGCCCCAGACGCUCGGCAAAAUCUCCCAUGAUUAUUCGGAAAUGACUAUGGAAUUUUCUUGGCAGGGCCGUCCUAUUACUCUUCGCGGCGACACCCCUACUCCGCGACCCAUCUCUUACAGUCAGUUCUGCGCCCUUGCUGCGUCACCCGAGCCGUGUGAUUAUUAUGAGCUUGUGUCUUCCGCUGAUACCAUCACCGCACAAGGGGCACCAUCAGAGGUUAUCCCCGCUGAUGUCCCACAUCCUAUCCAGGAACUACUGGCCACAAACCGCGUCGCCGAUGCAUUAUCUCGCCGGGAAGACGAUUCGGACCCAGCCAAUCUGUUCACCGUGUGUGCACAGCCCAUUCCUCACCUCCUACAGACCCUAAAGACAGAGAAUUCUUCACUGCCAGACCUGGUGUCAUUACAUACAGCGGUCCGUGACGGGUCAGCGCCUUCGCAUAUCUCGGUUCAUGAUGGGGUCCUUUAUUACAAUCACCGUUUGUACAUCAGCCCUGCGUCACCCCUCUGCCAACAACUCCUCCAUGAGUUUCACGCCACACCUACGGCCGGCCACCAGGGCGUCGACCGCACAUUUCGCCGUUUAGCAGCCAUUUUCUUCUGGCCAGGCAUGCGACGGGCGGUAUGCCAGUUUGUGGCUUCAUGCACGGUGUGCCAAGCCACGAAGUACUCGACGCAAAAACCCGGGGGUCUCCUGCAACCAUUGCCCAUUCCCGACCAGCAGAGGAUGUGCGCCCAGGCUAAUCGCCACCGGCGGGAGGUGGUAUUCAACGUCAGCGACAUGGUGCUCCUUCGGCUACAACCCUAUCGGCAACACUCUUUGGCACGUCCUGGGUCGUACAAGCUGGCUAAACGUUUCUAUGGGCCCUUUGAAGUUUUGGAACGGGUGGGGCCGGUUGCAUACCGCCUCCGUUUACCGGAGACUUGCCGCAUACACAAUGUAUUCCAUGUCUCACUCUUGCGACCCUAUGUUCAGCGGGAUGACAGUGCCGUGCUACCCUCUUUACCUCUGGAAUUCAUCAAGGGAAGACCAUUAUCUGUCCCGGUCGCAGCAUGGGAUCGUCGUCGGGUGCUGGUCAACGGGGAACCGCGGGACGAGUGGCUCGUGCAGUGGUCGGAUGGCACCCCGGCAGAGGCUACAUGGGAACCAGUCCAGGAACUAAUUGCUGCUUUUCCAGAUUUACGCCUUGAGGACAAGGCUAUGGCUAAGCGGGGGGGAGUUGAUACGGGCCCAAGCAUAGAUGGGCCGACCGAUAACCAUGCUGAAUGCCCGAAUAGGACCCCAACUCCCUUACGUAUUCAUCCUAAUAAGAUUAAUCUUCUCCCUACUUCUCUUCUACAAACCCUAAAUCCUUCCCCUACGGCCGAUCGGAAGUAUCGUCCUUCUUCUCUUCUGCCUAGUUUCUUCACCGCCGCACGAGCUAGAUACCUUUGUGUAUUUAAGGAUUUUCUUAACAGAAAGCAACCGGGAGGAUUUUCACCUUUUAUUCCAGGAUUGUACCCACAAUCCUCACCUCAAACUAACAUCAUUCGCCUGGUCGUCCCGACAAACCUAAUCGGGGAGAUGGACAAAGCAGGCCCGUCCCGAUCCAGGAGGAGCCGGUCCCGCAGGUCGCAGACAAAGGUGACCUUGGAUGGGAAUGUGCGUUCAGUCCAUAGCAAAGACGAGGAUUGGGAUGUCCCCCAAGCGCUCAAAAAAUUGAAAGGAAAGGAUGUUCAACCAGAAGGAUCUAGGAGCCGGGCACCACGAGAGGAGGAAGCAGAAAGCCACCCCAGGCACACGACUCGUACCCUUGUUGAGCCACGGGAUCGUGUGGGCCGGGUUGAGGCACGAUUGGAGAAGCUACAGCGCCGGGUAGACCGGGAGGAAAAGAAGAAAAUCCUGUUGAACGAAUCCCCGUUCACAGAUCGGGUUCAUGAAACCCCAUUUCCAAAGAAGGCAAAACUUGAAGUCCCGAAGUUCACCGGGAAGGAGGACCCGGAAAUUCACGUCAAAACCCUCCAUCAAAGUGGGCGGAUGAUGGGUCUUUCCGGGGAUGAGAAAUGUUUGCUUUUCUUUCAGACCCUCCGCGGCCGCGCCUCCGAGUGGUUUCAUAACUUACUGGCCGGUGAAAUUGAUUCUUUCGAUGAACUGGCUGAGGUGUUUCAAGAAAAGUUCAAAGAAAAUUGUACCAAUCGGAAAAAGUUUACCUACUUGAGUACAGCCGGGCAGCGAGAGCACGAGGAUCUGACAAAAUUCCUUACCCGGUGGAAGGGUGAGGUUGAUAAGGUGGAGGAGAUGGACGACAAAACAGCCAUGUCCCUCCUUGUGUCCGGGCUCCGGUCUGGAGAAUUGUACAAGGAAUUCUGCAGGAGGCCUCCCCAGUCCUACCAGGAGGCAUACAACACAGCUUGGGAUUAUGCAGACGCUGAAGCACAGGUGUCGUCUAAAAGGGAGGCCGAGCAGGGCCAUCCCAAAGGAAAGAUUUCCUUGAAGAAGGAAAUUGAACUGCCCGGUAGAGCAAAGGCUGAAGUCAUGGAGGACCUUCCCGCCACCGGAGAAGAUCACAAUGACCCCCUGGUGAUAACUAUGGACAUGGGUGGAGUUGAUGUCUCCCGGGUACUUGUUUACACGGGCAGCAGUGUUAACGUUUUGUACCUGGAUGCAUUUGAGAAGCUCAAGUUGUGUCGAACACGGCUUGAGCCCUUAAAGACUCCCCUGUCUGGGUUUACCGGGGACUCAGUCGAAGUUGAGGGGUCGAUCCUUUUAAAUUGCGAGCUGGGCACAGGUGAACAGGUCGUCCAGAAACAAAUGAGGUUUGUAGUUGUGAACAUCAAAUGUGUUCACAAUGCCAUUUUGGGCUGGCCUGGGAUAAAUAAGGUCCGUGGGGUCAUCUCCAUGGCCCAUCUCUGUAUGAAGUUUUAUACCCCGGGAGGUAUAGGACAAGUCAGAGGAGAUCAAAAGAAGGCCCGGCAUUGCUAUUUGGAAGCUGUAAAGAAGAUGACGAAGGCCUUUGAGAGAGUCACUUUGGUCUCUCAAGAGGAAGACCGGUCAAACCUGGAACCGGGUGACGAGACCGAGCAGAUUGUUCUCCGGGAAGCCUUCCCAGAAAGAAUGGUACGGAUCGGAAGAGAUCUGCCCGGAGGACUUCGAGAUGAAAUCAUCUCAGUUCUUCGGGAGUAUGCAGAUAUUUUCGCCUGGAGUGUGGCGGACAUGCCGGGCAUUGACCGCUCUGUUAUUUGCCAUCGUUUGGCUGUGAUGGAAGGGAGCCGGCCUGUGAAACAAAAGAAGAGGCACUUGGCGAACGUCCGGAGGUACUUUGUGAAAAAAGAGGUGAAGGAUUUGUUGGCGGUCGGGCACAUACGGGAGGGUCAAGCUUUGGCAGACUUCCUCGUUGAACUAACCGGUCUAGAGCCCGAAGCCGGACCUUCCCAUACGGUCGAACCGUGGUGGGAUAUGGCCGUUGAUGGAGCCUCUGGACCGAAGGGAUGCGGGGCCGGCGUAGUCUUCACUACCCCGGAAGGAUUCAGGAUCUACCAUGCCCUAAUUUUCAACUUCAGGCUCACCAACAAUGAGGCGGAGUAUGAGGCGUUGGCCGGUGGCCUCAGAUUAGCCCGGAAACUCGGAAUAAAAAGGAUGAAGAUCCGUUCCGACUCAAGUCUAGUGGUUGGACAGGUCAAUGGUGAGAUGGAAGUAAAAGAGGAUCGCCUGGCCCGGUAUAGUGAUCUGGUCCGAGCGCUUCUAAGGGAAUUAGAAGAGUUUCGUUUGACUAGGAUACCCCGGUCGGAAAACGCUGAUGCAGAUAUGCUUUCAAAAUUGACGCAAGCUUGCCCAGAGCAUGUGUCGAAGUUGGCAAAAAUUGAGGUCCUAGACGUGCCAAGUACAGACCGGUUUGAAGUCGCGGCCAUCCAACCGGGCCAGACAUCAGCAACCGGGAUAAUCGGGGCAGAUGAUGAAAGAUGUAGAACGUGCCAAGUUUUUUACAAACAUCCCGGCAGACCGGCCACUUAUUACCAACCAACCUCUAAUGUCAUACCAUUUACCCGGUGGGGGAUUGACAUUAUUGGAGCCUUCCCGGUUGCCCAAGGCGGAAAGAAAUUCGUGAUGGUGGCUAUUGAUUACUUCACUAAAUGGAUCGAGGCUGAGGCGAUGGCCACCAUAACCGUACGGCAAUGUGAGAAAUUUGUUUGGAAAAACAUCAUCACCCGGUUUGGUGCCCCAAAAAUCAUUGUCACCGACAACGGUCCACAGUUUCGCAACCCCCAGUUCUCUGCAUACCUUGCUAGCUUCGGGGUCAAGCACAGCAAGGCAUCGGUGGCAUAUCCACAGGGAAAUAGCCAAGUCGAAAACGCUAAUCGAACAAUUGUGGACGGUCUUAAAAAGAGACUAGGCGAGGAAGGACACAAGUGGCUGGAAGCUUUACCUCAUACGAUCUGGGCGCAUAGAGUGACCUCAAGGAGGGCGACUGGGGAGACUCCUUUUGUGCUCACUUAUGGAUGUGAAGCCUGGUUACGAGUAGAGGCAGAAAUCCCAACAUUUAGAGAGACUAUGUAUCAGCCCGGUCAGAAUGAGGUCGAUCACCUCGCUGAAUUGAAUCUGGUGGAAGAACGAAGGACCAUAGUAGCUGUCAGGAUGGCCGGUUACCAGCAGUCAGUAAAACGGUAUCAUGACAACCGGGUAGGCCCACGAUACUUCCAAGUGCAUGAUGAAGUUUUGCGCAGGAGGGAUGCUAGUAAGCCUAAUGAGAGGGGCAAACUGGCACGUAACUGGGAAGGGCCCUUUCGUGUAAAAGCAAUUGUCAGACCGGGCACUUAUCAGUUGGAGACUAUGGAAGGUGGCCGGGUCGAUCGACAUUGGAACUCUCACCACUUGCGUAAAUUUUUUAGAUAAAGUGUAAUGAGUUCCCGGUCAUUAAUAAAACUUUGUUCUUUUC